Molecule: messenger RNA, 1065 nt
Organism: Kuraishia capsulata CBS 1993
Lineage: Eukaryota; Fungi; Ascomycota; Pichiomycetes; Pichiales; Pichiaceae
Exons: 1
Coding region: 1-1065 (354 amino acids)
Biological process (GO): mitochondrial respiratory chain complex IV assembly
Cellular component (GO): membrane; mitochondrion
Source: RefSeq, a predicted model, not a curated record
AUGUUGAAAGUUUUUACUUUAAACACAGGAAAAAGUAUAUUUGGCACCUCAGCUUUGCGGCAGAGGCGUUGGGGUUCCGUGAAGACGGAUAACAUCGAUUGGAAGCCUUUUAAGUCAGAGAAGCAGCUCACCUCUCACUCCUCUACGAAACGGGGGUCGAAGUCCAGGAAUGUCGUAUUGGGAUUAUUGUGCCUUACGCCAGUGGUGACUCUGGGGCUUGGUAUCUGGCAGGUUCAGAGACUGAAGUGGAAGAACAAGUUGGUUGCUGAAUGUGAGGACAGGCUGACUUACAGUCCUCUUCCUCUGCCGAAGAGUAUCACGGCAGCGGAUGUGCCUAAUUUUGAAUAUCGUAAGGUAUCUCUUAAAGGCAGAUUUGACUACGAUCACGAAAUGUUUGUUGGUCCUCGUUUGAACGACGGACAGAAGGGUUACCUAUUGGUGACACCUUUUAUACGCUCCAGUGGGGGAGAAAAAGUCCUUGUGGAACGCGGUUGGAUUUCGGAUGACAAAGUUGUUAAAGAAGAUCGUAAUCUUCAACAUUUAUCCUGUCCUGAGGGCGAGAUUGAAAUUGUGGGACUGCUCAAGGUACCACCAGUUAAAGGAAUGUUUCACAUCGACCACGAUGUAGGUGCCCGUUUGUUCCACUACGUUGAUGUAAAUGCCAUGGCUGAUUUCAGCGGUAGUGGAAAGGUUUAUGUUCAAGCCAUUGAAGAUUUCAGAGAUCAUCCAGAAUGGCAGCAUGAGGCAACUGAGCAACCGAAAGGGGAGAAGCCAUCAGGAUGGAAAUUAUGGGGCAAUAAAGACACCAAAGAAACUUCAGCUGCAAAGCCUGUCAAAUUGUCGGACGAUUCAAGCGAAGUUUUUGACCCUAACCAGUUUAGAAGAGCAGGAGUGCCUCUCGGAAAGGAACCCAAGAUCGACUACAAGAAUAACCAUUUCCAGUACGUGGUCACAUGGCUGGGUCUUUCGUUUGCAUCAGCAAUUCUCCUUUUCCUCACUUUGAGAAAGGGAAAGUUCGUUGACCCAACCAAGGAGAAAUUAAAGCAUGCCAGUCGAUUCAAUUGA